Messenger RNA from Candoia aspera, 1887 nucleotides. RefSeq names its product dihydroorotate dehydrogenase (quinone) (gene DHODH). Lineage: Eukaryota; Metazoa; Chordata; Lepidosauria; Squamata; Candoiidae. Bases 48 to 1229 code for a protein of 393 amino acids. Gene Ontology annotation, biological process: 'de novo' pyrimidine nucleobase biosynthetic process; pyrimidine ribonucleotide biosynthetic process. Gene Ontology annotation, cellular component: cytoplasm; mitochondrial inner membrane. The record is from RefSeq and is a predicted model, not a curated record. The transcript has 9 exons. Gene Ontology annotation, molecular function: dihydroorotate dehydrogenase activity.
UUGGCGGGCCUUCCUGCCCCGCCGGAAGUUGGUCUCGCGCCUCCGCCAUGGCCGGCGAGCUGCGGCGCCUGAAGGAGGCCGCCGUGGUUCUCGGGGGCGGCGGCCUGAUCUUCGCCGCGCACCUGGCCGCGAGGGGCGACGAGCGCUUCUACCGCCGGUGGCUGAUGCCGGGCCUGCAGCGCGUGGUGGGGCCCGAGACCGCCCACCGGCUGGCGGUGCGCCUCGUUGCUCUGGGCGUGGUGCCCUGGCCCGGCCCGGCCGACCCGGAGAUCUUGGAGGUCCGGGCUUUCGGGCGGCGAUUUCGGAACCCGCUGGGGCUGGCCGCUGGAUUUGACAAGCACGGAGAGGCCGUGGACGGGCUCUACAAGAUGGGCUUUGGCUUUGUGGAGGUGGGGAGCGUCACGCCCGAGCCCCAGGAAGGCAACCCCAAGCCCCGGGUCUUCCGGCUCCCCGAAGACCAGGCGAUUAUCAACAGGUAUGGGUUUAAUAGCCAUGGGCACGCUGUGGUGGAGCGCAGGCUUCGAGCCCGGCAAGUCACUCAGCACCAGCUCAGCAAAGCGGGGAUGCCCCUUGGAAUAAAUCUGGGAAAGAACAAGUAUUCUGUGGAUGCAGCUGCUGACUACGUUGCAGGAGUGCGCACGCUGGGUCCGCUGGCUGAUUACGUGGUGGUGAAUGUUUCCAGCCCGAACACGCCAGGACUGCGGGCCCUGCAGAGCAGAGCAGACCUUCAUCUCCUACUUACAAAGGUCCUGGCUGAGCGGGAUUCCCUCCCAGGUAAGCACAAACCGGCUGUGCUGGUGAAGAUUGCACCAGACCUGACAAGCCAAGAGAAACAGGACAUUGCCAGCAUUGUGAGCCAGUUGGGCAUCGAUGGACUGGUGGUGACCAACACCACUGUGAGCCGUCCUGAGACCCUUCGUGGGGCUUCUUGCAGUGAAGCAGGAGGGCUGAGUGGUGCUCCCCUACGACAGCUCUCCACCCAGAUGGUCAGCGAGAUGUAUUCUCUAACCCAAGGGCGCAUACCAAUCAUUGGCGUGGGUGGCGUCUGCACCGGCCAGGAUGCCUUGGAGAAGAUACGGGCAGGUGCCUCCUUGGUCCAAAUGUACACAGCCCUUACUUACCAUGGACCACCUGUUGUGGGUGCCGUAAAGCAGGAGCUUGAGGUUCUAUUGAGAGAACAAGGAUUCCAGUGUGUUCAGGAUGCUGUGGGAGCCGAUCACUGCCUCUGAGGAUUCCUGGCCCAGGUUUAGUGUGACAAUAGGGACCCUCUGAAUGCCCUGGACCAGCAGAAAGACUGGGCAUGUGUCAUUUGAGAUCCAGCUAGCUAUUUCUUGCCCUUCAUGAAGGGUGCUUCUCUGAUGUCAACUGAGCUACAGUUUCUCUCAUGGGAGGAGGAGGAGCACAUCGUCUCCCAAUUUUAGGGCCUUUUUCUAAAUUGGUCCUUCUGCAACCCAGAACAUUGUUUCCCUGCCACAGAAUGAGCAAAUAUUGACACAGCCAGUAGGCCAAGCUGGAUUUGAACCUUUUUUAAAAAAAAUUAACAUGUAACAAGGGAGAAAUGGUUGGUUGUUGGCAUAUAUCCUCCACUGAGAAAGGGUAGAAGCUAGAGAGCUUUCCUGAUGUCUUGAGACUGACACAGGCAGUACUCCAGCACAAAGAAGUUAGAUAUGGAUAACAGAGUCUGAAAGGAACACAAUAUUGAUGUUCCCUUUGUUGAAUCUCAGUCUUGUUUCCCCACCCCCACCCCACCCCCCCCAAAAAAGCUUGGGAGGCUUGUACCACACUUAAGUAGAGGAAACCAGCUUUUUGCCACUCGGGAGAUGCAGAAAUUGUUUUGGAGCAGACAGUACUUUUGGCUUUUUAAAAAUAAAGUUAUUGAUUAAGGUU